GAAGAUAGGCCUGCUAUUCCCCGCAAGCCAGUUGGAGCUGAUAAGGAAGCCAACCCUCUUCCUCAACGUUUUGAAUCCUCACACGAUACUCAUCAGCAACAACAAAGGCCCUGGACGCCUGAGUCCAAUCUAACAGAUGAUGAGGAAUAUGGUCACAUUGCCAUGGUGAACUACGACAGCGACCAUAGUACAAAAUGA
Molecule: messenger RNA, 198 nt
Organism: Fusarium tjaetaba
Lineage: Eukaryota; Fungi; Ascomycota; Sordariomycetes; Hypocreales; Nectriaceae
Exons: 1
Source: RefSeq, a predicted model, not a curated record